CCCACCCCCACCAGUUGUGUAUUUUAGAGAGAGACACAAAAGCAGAGAUGAAAGAGAGGGCACUCUCACAUACCCUGUUUGGCCAUUGAUGACAAUUUCACUCGUUCUUUUUUGAUUGAAUCGUUUUUUUUUUUUUUGUAAAGAAUUGAAUUGAUAAUGGCGAAAACAGGGUUGAUAGAGAAAGAUCCGGUGAUGGUGGCGAAGGCGGCGGAGUUGAAGAAAGAGUUGCAGAGACUGGUGAGGGCAAUUGUGGACGAUGAUGAUUUGAAUAUCGAAACUAUUGAUCGAGCCAAUCAGGCACUUUGUGGAUUAAAGGACUUGAAGUUGAAGAGAUCUUUGUCUCUGAAGCUUCAUGAGGCGGUGGGCUUUCCUGAUGAGUUUCGGUGCCCGCUUUCCAAGGAGCUCAUGAGGGAUCCUGUUAUUGUGGCCACUGGUCAGACUUAUGAUAAGCCCUUCAUUCAGAAAUGGUUAAAAGCGGGGAGCAGGACAUGCCCUAAAACCCAACAAGUGCUUUCGCAUACAGUUCUUACGCCUAAUAUCUUGAUUCGGGAAAUGAUAUCUCAAUGGUGCAAGAACCAUGGGAUCUCAUUGCCAGAUCCUGUUCAGUAUUCCAAUGAGGAUGGGAUAACUGAAGCGGAUCGGCAUCAUUUUCUAUCUUUGCUUGAAAAGAUGUGUUCAACGCUUGCUGAUCAAAAGGAAGCUGCAAGGGAAUUGAGAUUGUUGACAAAGAGGAUGCCCUCAUUCCGAGCACUGUUUGGAGAGUCUAUUGAUGCUAUACCUCAACUGCUUAAUCCGCUGUCACAAAGCAAUUCUCAAAAUAACAUUCACCCUGAUCUCCAAGAAGAUUUGAUUACAACAAUUCUGAAUCUCUCAAUCUAUGACAAUAAUAAAAAGCUUGUUGCUGAGACCCCCAUGGCUAUUCCUCUUCUUAUGAAUGCAUUGAGAUCAGGAACAAUCGAAACAAGGAGCAAUGCUGCUGCUGCCCUAUUCACUUUAUCAGCUCUUGACUCCAAUAAAGCCCUUAUUGGGAAAUGCGGUGCCCUAAAGCCCCUUAUUGAUCUCUUAGAUGAGGGGCAUGCAUUGGCUAUGAAAGAUGUUGCUUCAGCAAUUUUUAACCUCUGUAUUUUCCAUGAGAAUAAAGCGAGAGCUGCAAAGGAAGGUGCGGUGAGGGUGAUCCUUGAAAAAAUCAAGAACCGAAUACAUGUUGAUGAGUUAUUGGCUAUCCUUGCUAUGCUUUCAACCAAUCAAAAAUCUGUUGAGGAAAUGGGAGAGCUUGGGGCCGUUCCAUGCUUGCUUAGCAUACUAAGGGAGAGCUCUUGUUCUCGCAGCAAGGAGAAUUGUAUUGCAAUCCUCUAUAAUAUCUGUUUUGGUGAUAGAACAAAGUGGAAGGAGAUAAGGGAGGAAGAGAAUACUUACAGUACAAUAUCUCAGCUUGCACAAAAUGGGACUUCGAGGGCCAAGAGGAAGGCCAGUGGCAUUCUUGACAGACUUAACCGGGCUGUCAAUCUUACCCAUACUGCAUGAUGCAGCACUGGAGCACAAAAUCUGUAAAUUCUACAUCUUCUAGCUUUUCCAUCUUUUAUUUACUUUACGGGCAUCUUGUGGUCAUUCUCAACCUCCAUAUUGUAUAUUCUAUUUCCUCACCAGAGUUUGAAUCUCAGGUUUAUGAGUUAUAGUCAUCGUAAAUAAUUACGAAAGAAACUUGAUUUCUAAGAUCUUCCCUUUUAUAUAAUUCAUG
Messenger RNA from Ilex paraguariensis (yerba mate), 1738 nucleotides. Lineage: Eukaryota; Viridiplantae; Streptophyta; Magnoliopsida; Aquifoliales; Aquifoliaceae. The record is from the annotation of a GenBank genome assembly.